GCUCGAGGAAUCUUGAAGUUCUAGCUUAGUCCAGGAGCAACCAAUUUGACGCAAGGUGGCUCUGGUCAUUUGGUUCAAAAGGGGCAAGCUUUAGCAAAAUCCGAAUCGUUACUUCUCUACAACACUCUUUUGUCUAAUCUGGGAGAAGUAGUAGUUCAUCAAAGCUAAUCGUUCUUUGAAGAUUACCAACAAACAAUGAGAUCAAACAUCGUUUCCGAGGCAGGACUUCCAACUAGACUGGGGCAGUGGUGGGAAGGCAUUCCAUUUCUUUCUUCAUCAGUUGUUGUUGUUUGUGGUGCCAUCUAUUUGGCUUGUCUAUUGGUUGGAUAUGACUCAUUUGCUGAAGUGUGUUUUUCACCUUUUGAUGUCACCUCACAUUUUCAAGUUUACAGGAUCUAUACCGCGAUCCUGUUUCAUGGUUCUCUGAUUCAUGUUUUAUUCAAUAUGAUGGCUUUGGUUCCACUGGGUUCUGAGCUGGAGAGAAUUAUGGGAUCUGUUCGUUUCUUAUACUUGAUAAUUCUCUUGGCUACAACCAAUGCCAUUUUUCAUCUUUUUAUUGCAUUAGUGGUGGCUCACAACCCUUUGUACUCUAAUGAAUAUCUCUUGAACGAAUGUGCUAUUGGCUUCUCUGGAGUCUUAUUCUCUAUGAUAGUUAUAGAGACAAGUUUGAGUGGGGCACAGCAUAGAAGUGUGUUUGGAUUGUUUAAUAUUCCAGCUAAAUGGUAUCCAUGGAUAUUACUGGCUAUAUUUCAGCUUCUCAUGACAAACGUAUCUUUUCUAGGUCAUCUCUGCGGAAUUUUAUCUGGUUUUGCAUAUACCUAUGGAUUAUUCAACUUCAUAAUUCCUGGACCUUCAUUCUAUUCUAAUAUUGAAUCCUUCUCUUGGAUAUCAUCUUGUGUGAGGAGGCCAAAGUUCAUAGUCAGCACUGGUGCAAGUCCUUCAGGCUACCUACCAACUUACUCUAAUCCAAAUGAUACUCAAAGCAGUGAUAUUCUGUCUGGAAACAUUUGGAGGAACAUCACCUCAUUGAUUCCUCAAAGGGAGACAACUGUUCAGUCAGAAGAAAAUGAUGGAAGAUUCCCAGGGAGGGGAAGGACACUUGGUGCUCCUCAAAAUCAAGCUGUUAAUCCUGUAAGUUCUGACUCUAGCUUACAGGCCAGACUAUUGGAUUCAAGCAAUUCAGAUCAUCCUUCUCAUACAGUGGAAACCGAAGUGAAUGGAAGGCAGUUCGCUGAUAACAUAAACGCAACUACUAGAACCCCUCAACAGGCCCCAGUUUUGUCCAAUAAUGACGUCCAAAAACUAGUGGCGAUGGGUUUUGAUAAGACACAAGUGGAAGUUGCAGUAGCUGCUGCUGAUGGUGAUCUGAAUGUAGCUAUUGAAAUUCUGAUGACCCAACAACCUCAAUAAGUCAGUAUAAACAAUGUCCAUAAUAGAAAAUUAUAGACAAUGACCAUUUUCCAGUUCUUACAAUUCAGUGGGGAUUUUUUUUAUUACUUUUUUGUUUUUAUAUUAUAUCUGAUGCUUGAGAAUGUACACCAUUAAUUGAUGACAAUUAGCUAGUGUGAUGUGUACUUUCUCAUGUAAGUGAAUGUUCUGUCCCAAUCAAAAGAAUUAAUGAACCCUAAUUGUGUUAUGGCUACU
This is a messenger RNA of Impatiens glandulifera, 1644 nucleotides long. RefSeq names its product rhomboid-like protein 15. Gene Ontology annotation, cellular component: Hrd1p ubiquitin ligase ERAD-L complex; endoplasmic reticulum membrane. Gene Ontology annotation, molecular function: misfolded protein binding; serine-type endopeptidase activity; ubiquitin-specific protease binding. The coding region runs from base 196 to 1410 and encodes 404 amino acids. Gene Ontology annotation, biological process: endoplasmic reticulum unfolded protein response. The transcript has 12 exons. The record is from RefSeq and is a predicted model, not a curated record. Lineage: Eukaryota; Viridiplantae; Streptophyta; Magnoliopsida; Ericales; Balsaminaceae.